UUUGUUUUCUUAUAAGACCACCGAAAAAAAAAAAAAGUUUAUUUUGGAUAAAGCUUUCUUUUUUAAAUAAUUGAAAUAAAUAAGAAAAAGAAAGAAAGAGAAUUCCGAAAUAACUUACAACACUCGAGGACUACAUAUUGACACAUAUAUAAAGGAUGCAGGCAUCCACUACUAAACUCAAUGUCGAGAGUAAUACACAUGACAUGUUCAUAGAGCAACCUGAAUUGGACAAUGCACCAACCCCAUCCACCGAACUUGGACCUAACGAGUCUUACUAUCCAUAUAUUCCUUACGUUCUCGACCCUCAACACGAAGACAAUAUUUCUAUCGAUAUGAUCAAAUUAUAUCAAGAACUUUUACCCAACAAGGAAAGUCACGAUAGACGUAUUAAAUUCGUCAAACUGAUGGACAAAUUGAUGAAUAAUGAAUGGCCAGACCAUGACAUCAAAGCUCAUGUUUUUGGGUCUUCAGUCAAUGAACUUGGAACAGUUUCUUCAGAUAUAGAUCUAUGCAUCACAACACCUUGGAAUGGUCUUCGCAACGUCAAAACACUAGCAAAAUUAUUUCGAAAAUGUGGUAUGCAGCAUGUUGUGUGUGUUCCUCGUGCAAAAGUCCCAAUUGUUCGUUUAUUUGAUCCGGAACUCCAACUUUCGUGUGACAUCAACGUAAACAACACAUUAGCGCUUCAAAACACAAAGAUGAUUAAAACCUACGUCGCACUCGAUUGUCGUGUUAGGCCGCUCAUCAUGAUUGUAAAACAUUGGACAAAACAAAGAUCAAUAAACGAUGCUGCUAAUGGAGGUACACUAUCAUCUUAUACCUGGACUUGUAUGAUUAUCAACUUUUUACAACAACGUCAACCACCUAUUUUACCAGUACUGCAUGAUAUCGAAAGCGAGGAUAAAGAUGAUGCCUAUUUCUUUGACAAUGUGGAAAAAUUAAAAGGAUUUAGUUCAGCCAAUCAAGAAAGUUUAGGGGGUCUAUUGUUUGCAUUCUUUCGACGAUUUUCUGUAGAGUUCGAUUACGAUCACCAGGUGGUAUCCGUGCGACAAGGGCGCUAUUUAUCCAAAGUUGAAAAGGGCUGGGACACGGGCAGAAAUAAGCAGAGUCUCUGUGUAGAGGAGCCAUUUAAUGUCGGUCGGAAUUUGGGAAAUUCAGCAGAUAUCGCAUCCGUGCAAGGAUUACGUUGUGAAUUCCAAAGAUUUUUAGAGAUGUUAAUAGCUGGAGAAGAUUUAGAAACGAUUUGUACACCCUAUCAACCACUAUCAAUCAGUUCUAUUAUCAGUAACAAUGAAAUACCCGCUAAUAUAAACGGCAACAGUAAUACACUGACAUUGACCUUGCCAGCCGAAAAUCGUACCUCCUCUUUCUUUUUACCAAUCCAUCCUUAUUCUGACUAUUCAUCCUCCUCCUCUUCUUCUUCCAACACAGCACAUCCCUACGAUCGUCGAAGAAGUAUGGUGGACGGCAUAUGUUCUUACCCUUCUCCGAUCCUACUGGACGAUUUAAAUAAUUCGCCUUAUCCAACCCAUUCCACAUCUUACACGUAUCGUGCUCCACCCAUCUCCAAACCUCACACAUCAUCAUUUAAUACUUUCCAUCCUCGAUUCAGUUCGCCACAAGCGUUAGAUACAAUCCUGCGAGUUAGAAACACAAGACAUGGCAGUCAUCCAUUACCCCCCGUACCCUCCACUUUACUAUCCAUGUUGAAUAUCAGUGCGAAUCAUGGGACAGACCAGUCUGUCGAUAAAAUCUUUGCUAGAUAUCACAGAAAGCAACAAUCUAAUCAGACCACUUCACCUCCUCAAAAAUCCACUGACGGAAAGAGUGCGAAAAAGACAUCAACAAUGGGACCCAAUAAUAGAAGGAAACCAGUGAAUAACAAUCGCCAUAAUCAUCAUCAUCACCAUGACAACAGUAGGAGGUUACCCAGACGUCGAUCGAGCGGAAUGGAUUGGCCUACCAUUAGUACGAGUUCUUCUACACCAACAGCAAGAGAAAAGGGAAAAUUGACCGAAUCGUCUUCAGAUGAACCUCAACGUUCGCGUCGUUGGUCUACUACGAAGAAACAACAGAUGUUAAAUCAGGAAGAACCGAAAAAGACAUUAGCAGAGAUUGUCAAAAUUGCUACACCACCCAUUCAACAAAAAUCUUCGCCUAUAUCUUCCCCUGUGCCCAGUCCAAGUAGUACAUCGAAUAAUAAAAACAACAGACAUAGGAGACAAAGAAACAACAAUAAAUCUUUGUCCACUACCACUACCACCACCGCCAGUAAUAGUAAACCAAAAAAGAAAAAUAAUAGUAGCAACAGUAAACCUCCUCGUGCCUAAGUAAAAAAAAAAAGAAGCUAAUAGAUUGUACAUAAAAACCCUUUAUAUAACAUGCAACAGAUCACCUCAUCCCCCCCUCCACCCUCUCCUCGAAAAGAAAAAAUUAAACUCAAUAGGAGCUGCUUAUAUUACGUGGCGAUAUCAUAAAUAUAUAAAACCAAAAAAAAAAAGUCUAGAGAUCAUUUGUAAAAAAAUAAAAUAAAAACCC
Messenger RNA from Mucor mucedo, 2538 nucleotides. RefSeq lists its product as uncharacterized. NCBI's taxonomy places the organism in Eukaryota, Fungi, Mucoromycota, Mucoromycetes, Mucorales, Mucoraceae. The record is from RefSeq and is a predicted model, not a curated record. The transcript has 6 exons. Gene Ontology annotation, molecular function: nucleotidyltransferase activity. Gene Ontology annotation, biological process: RNA 3'-end processing. The coding region runs from base 156 to 2330 and encodes 724 amino acids.